Molecule: messenger RNA, 7421 nt
Organism: Columba livia (rock pigeon)
Lineage: Eukaryota; Metazoa; Chordata; Aves; Columbiformes; Columbidae
Gene: ZC3H7B
Product: zinc finger CCCH-type containing 7B
Exons: 23
Coding region: 471-3554 (1027 amino acids)
Biological process (GO): miRNA processing
Molecular function (GO): metal ion binding; miRNA binding; protein binding
Source: RefSeq, a predicted model, not a curated record
GAAGAAAAAUGUUGCAUUAAACGGACCCUCGACCGCUUAAGUGCUUUCGUUUUUGGUUUUUUUUUUUUUUAGAUUUUAUUUUUAUAUAUUUUUUUUAAGCCUAAUUCACCUUAAAGAAUCUCAAAAGCAACCACAAGGGAAAGGCUCUGUGAAUUUUUGUAAUGGAAAGCGGUAGCCUCUAGGGCCCAGAGGAUAUGCAGGGAGGCAUUUUCUCUUGCUGGUGCAGCUGAGAGGGAGCGAGCAGCGAGACCUGGAAAUGAAAGUAAAGAGAUCAGGAGGCACAUGGAGGGAGCUGCAGGGGCAGCCGAUCCAGAAGCAGAAUGCUGCCUUCUGUAAUUAAAUAGCACUUACUUAUUAUUAUUACUACUUCUAGUAAUAAUACAUUAAUAAUAUCUCUAGUAAUACGAUACCAUUUAUCAACGAAAGUUUAUACAUAGUGUGGGGGGGAAAACCCAAGGAGAGUAACUAUAAUGGAGAGACAGAAGAGAAAACAAGAAAUAGAGAAAGGACUUCAGUUCAUUCAGUCCACGUUACCACUAAGCCAAGAAGAUUAUGAGGCCUUUUUGCAGAAGCUAGUGAGAAACCUGUUUGCAGAGGGCAAUGAUUUGUUUCGAGAGAAGGAUUUCAAGCUUUCACUGGUGCAGUAUGUAGAAGGGCUGAACGUGGCGGAUUAUGCAGCCUCCGAUGAGGUGACCAUCCCAAAGGAACUCCUGUGCAAGCUGCACGUCAACCGAGCUGCCUGCUACUUUGCCAUGGGGUUGUAUGAGAAAGCACUGGAAGACAGCGAGAAGGCUUUAAGUCUUGACAAGGAGAACAUCCGAGCACUCUUCCGGAAAGCCCGCUCCUUAAAUGAACUUGGAAGACACAAAGAAGCAUAUGAGUGCAAUAGCCGAUGCUUGCUCUCCCUCCCACAUGAUGAAAGUGUCACGCAGCUGGGACAGGAGCUUGCCCAGAAGCUGGGACUGAGGGUUCGAAAAGCGUACAAAAGACCUCAGCAGGAAUUGGAAACAUUCUCGCUACUCAGUAAUGGCACGUCAGUCAAUUUGUCAAACCAGACCACUUCCAAUGGAUUGGGUUCGAUAGAUGACAUCGAAACAGACUGCUCUAUGGACCUGCAGUGCCUCCCAGCUUCUGUGGCCACCUCCGUCCCUGCGAGCGAGGGGCUGGCCCCUUUGCCCUCUGAUUCGGAUGCAAAGGGCUUGCCUUCCUCACUUCCUGCUGCCAGCCUCCUCCCAUCUCCAGACUGUGUGCCCCUGCCAGUGCCUGAGAGUGUGGAGGACUUCACAGAUGGGGACAUCAUUGAUGAAGAACUGGACUCCCUCCUGGACUCCCUUGCCGAAGGGUCACCAUACCCUCUAUCUCUGGUCCAGGGCACCAUUCCUACGAACCUGCCGACAGAGAUGCCCCAGCUGAUCCCUGUGUUUCCGGGGGGAACUCCACUGCUGCCCCCAGUUGUGACAGCCAGCAUCCCCGUGUCCACCCCGCUUCCACCUGCCUCCUUCGGCCUGGUGAUGGAUCCCACCAAGCAGCUCUCCUCCUCCUCUGUCCUGGAUGCCUUUGAGGCCCCGCCAGGAGGAAGUGGCAGCUCCACCUUAGAUUCGCUGGAUUCCCUGGAUCUGCUCCCUUACACAGACUCACGGCUCGAUGCCCUGGACUCCUUUGGGACAAGCAGAGGCUCACUGGAUGCCUUGGAUUCGUUUGCCAUUGAAACUAGCCCUCAGAAACUGCGGCACCCACCUGGCAGCCAAAAAACAUCCCCCGUGGUGAGUGAGCCGCUCCCUCGUGCUGAUGUCCCAAGGUGCUCUGGAGCCAAGGUCAGCCUUGGUGGAGUGAGUCACCCAGCUGUGCCCAAGGUCACUGAGCACUUGCUGUCCCAGCCAGAACCAGUAAUGCCCAACACAGCCCUGCUGGUGAAGAACCCCCUGGCAUCUACUCACGUCUUCAAACAAGCCUGUCAUAUCUGCUACCCCAAAACAGGGCCCAAGGCUGGUGAUUACACCUAUCGGGAAGGCUUGGAGCACAAGUGCAAGCGGGACAUCCUGCUGGGCAGGCUGAAGAACUCGGAAGACAAGACCUGGAAGAGGAUCCGUCCUCGCCCAACCAAAACCGACUUUGUGGGAUCCUAUUACUUGUGCAAAGAUAUGCUUAACAAGCAGGACUGUAAGUACGGGGAUAACUGCACCUUCGCGUACCACCAGGAAGAGAUCGACGUGUGGACGGAGGAGAGGAAGGGGACUCUCAACCGUGACCUCCUCUUUGACCCGUUAGGUGGGAUCAAGCAGAGCAACCUCACCAUUGCCAAGCUCCUCAAGGAACAUCAGGGGAUCUUCACCUUCCUUUGUGAGAUUUGCUUUGACAGCAAACCCCGGAUUAUCAGCAAAGGGACCAAGGACACACCAUCUGUCUGCUCCAAUCUUUCUGCCAAACACAGUUUCCAUGACAACAAGUGUCUGGUCCAUAUCGUGCGUUCCACCUCCCUGAAAUACUCUAAGAUCCGCCAGUUCCAGGAACACUUCCAGUUUGAUGUGUGCCGACAUGAGGUGCGUUAUGGCUGCCUGCGUGAGGACAGCUGCCACUUUGCUCAUAGUUUCAUCGAGCUCAAGGUCUGGCUGCUGCAGCAAUAUUCAGGAAUGACCCAUGAAGAUAUUGUGCAGGAAUCUAAGAAGUACUGGCAGCAGAUGGAGGCACAUGCCAGCAAAACAACCAACAGCAUGGCUUCUCCUCGGGCUCCCACGUCAAGCACCUUUGACCUCCAGAUGAAAUUUGUGUGUGGCCAGUGCCGGAGGAACGGGCAGCUGGUGGAGCCAGAUAAAGACCUCAAGUACUGUAGUGCCAAAGCCCGCCACUGUUGGACAAAGGAACGUCGUGUCCUGCUGGUGAUGUCCAAAGCAAAGAAGAAGUGGGUGUCUGUCCGACCACUGCCUUCGAUCCGCAACUUCCCACAGCAAUAUGAUUUGUGUAUCCACGCACAAAAUGGCAGGAAAUGCCAGUAUGUGGGCAACUGCUCCUUCGCCCACAGUCCUGAGGAGAGAGACAUGUGGACCUUCAUGAAGGAAAAUAAAAUACUAGAUAUGCAGCAGACCUAUGACAUGUGGCUAAAGAAACACAAUCCUGGGAAGCCUGGAGAGGGGACACCGCUCACCUCACGAGACGGGGAGAAACAGAUCCAGAUGCCCACUGACUACGCUGACAUCAUGAUGGGCUACCACUGCUGGCUCUGCGGGAAGAACAGCAACAGCAAGAAGCAAUGGCAGCAGCACAUCCAGUCAGAGAAGCACAAGGAGAAGGUCUUCACCUCAGACAGUGACUCCAGCUGCUGGAGCUACCGUUUCCCCAUGGGCGAAUUCCGGCUCUGCGAAAGGUUCCAGAAGAGCAAGACCUGUCCCGACGGAGAGGAGUGUCGCUACGCCCACGGCCAGGACGAGCUGACAGAGUGGCUGGACCGGAGGGAGGUGCUGAAACAGAAACUGGCCAAAGCCCGCAAGGACAUGCUGCUCUGCCCCAGGGACGACGACUUCGGGAAAUACAACUUCCUAUUGCGGGAUGAUGUAUAGUAAGGGCUGGGGGGGAGCCUGUCAGCUGGAGAAACAUGGGAUGGGUUUUCUGAGAGUAGCAGUAGCAGGGAGAGCGAGAUCUGUGUCUCGCGAAGAGAACUUUUUAUUUUCUUUUGUUUUAAGAUUAUGAGAUGAUGAUUUAUUAGUGGUGAAUGAAAUCGUGAAUUUGAUUCUCCUUGGCCAGUGAACGCCAUGCUCAACGAGUUUGUAAUCUGUCUUCUCUCUUUUCUCCAAAUUCUCCUUCCUCUCCAUCUUUUUGUUUUCACUGUCCUUCAUUCAAAAGAAUGAAUCCAGUCUGUACUGGGCUGCGAAUCAGAGAAUUUCUCCUUGUGUCGUUCUCCUGUGGCUGCAGAGGUCCGGAGGGCAAAGCUGAGAGGAAGGGGCAGACAUCUGGCCAAAAGGUGACCAUGAAGUUCAUGUGCUGCUUUUCUCAGUGCUGCAAAGCAAGCCCCACUUACACUGCUGCAGCUGGCCUGCUCUCCUUGGAGUUCAGUACCAGAAGAAUUAGGCAUUCAAAUGCAAAAGAAGGAAAACCACUAGUUCUGGCUUAAAACAUCUAGGCUUAAGCUCCUGCUGUGUAUAUUGCGCUGGGGAGGGUAACAGCCCUCUGAUAUAAAGAGUGUAGCUAAAAGCAGCAAAAUAAUAAAACUGCUUCUAGCAGCAGGAACUGGAUCGUAGGUGACUUCAGACUGUUUCAGCUGACUGUACCCAGAAAGCAAAUCAGUGGCUCCUCGUUAGAUGUCUUUCUCAGUGUGCGACAGUUAUUCAGGGUGAGUAGUUCUGGUUUGUUUUUUUGGCUGGUGUGACUGGUGCAAGUAAGACUGAAGCCAUCUAGAAGGUGUACUGGAGACCGUGACACACCCUGUGUCGCUGUAGUCCACACAGCAGCAUCAGUCAGGAGGAAGGCUGUAACCAGGAGCCUGUGUUUCUGUAUCAGCUUGUGUCCUGAAGAGAGGGAGGAGGGAAGUAAUGAACUUCCCUCUUUGCUCCUUAAAUGACCUGUGUUGCUAGUUACUUAGAGCUGUGUUUCUCUCUUCACUGACAGAAGAACUGGGUGGGGACCCAUUUAAAUGGACACCAUGGAGCAGCACAGGCGAUGCUUUGAUGAUGGGGAUCCAGCUGGAAGGGCGUUUAGGAGCACUAGGGUUCCAGCCCUCUCCUCCUGGGCACCGGGGCAGGAAGCUUGCAGGUGCGCAGCGCAGCCAGGAUGCGACCCAAGGCAGGGACUGUGGCGCAAGGUGAGCAGGACGGGGGGACCUGGACAUGCACCUCCUCCUGUCCCACCCGAUGUGUGCCAGGAAGGGGGAGCCAGGGGUGCUGAGCUCUGGGCCAGGAUUUUUGGCUUUUAUAGUGGUAUGGCUCGGUAUGCCAGCCUUGGCCUUCCUGGCUGUCUCAUCCUGUAAGCAGCAAACGUGUGUCCUGUCCUGAGCUUCCCUCUCCUCCUCUCUUCUGCAGUCCAUCUGUGCUCUGCAGUUCUGCAUGCAUGGGUGGCACCAUCUUCUCACACAGAAAUACACCUCCCUCCCGGCCUUUGGAGGGGAUGUCUUCAUACAGUCUCCCAGGACAACAUGCUCAGAGCCCUUGGGGCUAGCAGUGUUGUAUCUGUGGUAAACAUGAUCUGGCCAUGAGCUGCUUGGUGCUUUGGCAUUGUUGGUUCCCCCUUUUCCCUCCCUGCUCCCACAUCCUUGUGGUUCCCAGCUUCAAGAGAGGUGUGUUGUGGAAACGCAAGAGAUGUGGAAAAGCAGGAGAUGCUGUUUGAGGCAGCUGGCACCUUUCUAAACCAGCCUCCAGGUGCAUCAGCUCCACUGGAUAGUUAUGGUAAUAUUACAUGCUCUAAGUAAGCUGAAUGUGCCUCUGAGCUUGUUUCCUCUCCUUUAAAGUGUGGAUAGUGAUCACUGGUUUGGUAUGAGCUUCCCUUCUUGGCUGUACAGCACCUUGAGAUCUGGCCUGAAAGGGGCCAGGACCAUAACAUCUGAUGAUACACAGGUGGCUUAUUGGGAGGAGAGAGGAGGAAGGUGGUUGUUUCCACCUCUGUCCAUGUCUGGGGAGGAGGAUGAGAUGAGGAUCUGCAGCACUGUGAGUAAAGAGGGCGACCAAAGCAAUAUCAGAGGUGGCAGUUUUUGAGUAGUUGGGUGCUGUAUUUUCUCCUCUGCCCUUCGCUGUAGCUGCCUGAGUUGUACCUUCUCCUGGCGCUCCUUAUUCUCAACUGGACAACUUUAUAAACAGAGAGAGAUGAGGGAGGAGGGAGGCAUCAGCUCUUGGUUACCUUGUUCUGCUCUUCCCAGGUAGACACGCCAAGGAAGCGAAUCUGGAUCAGGGAAUGUUGGAAUGUUGGUUUUUUUUUUAAUUACCAUUAUUUUUUAAAAAACAAAUCUGCAUCUCUAGUGUGACUCUAGCGUUCGCUGCACCGUGAUUUCUCAUACGAUAACUCCUUUAGGUUACGGAGUGGGUUGCUGCCCCCUCUCCUCGUCUCUGCGGUGAGAGCCGAGCUGCUCAGUGUGGUUCAGAGGGACAGAUUGGGGCUGAGGCAGGGCGGGGGCAAGCGUGCGUGAGGUGAGGGAGGCCCACGGUCACGGGGGUUGCAUCGAGUAUCUCGUUUUGUUUUCCCUGAUAUGAUAACCUGGUCUGUGGUGUUGCAGUACUUUGUCACCAGACUUGUUUUAGUGUGUAUAUAUGUGACCCCUCCCAUGAAACAUAUAUACACAGGUAUUAAAUAUAUCGCUCUAUAUAAUAUUAUAUGUGUGUGGUAUCGAAAGAAUCUUUUAAAUGAGGGUAAAGGAAAAGGACUCGGGCCAGGAAACGCAGCAUCUCCAGUUUAAAUAUGAAGAGUUUUAUUUGGGUUAAGGAAAGGGAAAUAACAGAAAUGGGAGGGUUUUAUAUAGAUAGGUGUAAAUUUUGAGAUGGGACAGGUUACCCUGUUCACAUUUUUGAAACCCCCUCUGAUGUCCUCACAGUCCCAUCUCAUUGAAAGAGUAUUAUACUGCUAACUAGCAAGUAAAGUUUUAAUGAUAAGGCUUUGCUUAUAUUAUUUAAAGGGACAUAGGGAAAGGCAGGAAGCUUCACACUUGACUUCCCAGGCUCGCUUUAUCAAAGCCAAGAGGAUUUUCUUCAGCAUGUUACGUACUCCUAGCAGAACUGCUCAGCGCUUACGGCUCUACAACUGAUAAGCCACAAGUUGCAGGGGUGCUUUAGUGAUGCAUUCAUGAGACCCUGUGAUAACUCUUUUCUUCAUUCAUGUGAUGAAAAAAGAAAAUUUUGCAGCGCAGAACCGAAUUUGGGGGCUAUUAGCUAAAGAAGUGAUGUUUUAAUUUUAUAACAUCAAAAGAAAAUUGCGUAUGCUGUAAAAUUGCCAGAGACACACACGCUCACACAUAGUAGAGACUUCGAUUUGCAUCAGCUUGUUAAAUGCUGAAGGACUUAAUGAAAAACUUUUCCCGAAUCCUUUGGUAGGGGCAGGGAUUUAAGUGAUGCUGGUAUUGGAGUUAACCUGACCUUUACGGGGGGGAUGUGAAAAAAAGCCAAAAUAAAACAGAAAUACCCUACUUAGCUUGUAUGAAACUGUAUGUCAAAAAUGGAUGUGUUUUAGCAAGUGAAAGGAAAAGAUACCAAGGAGAUGCUGCAGUUCUGAGCUGGGUAGUAAUGAUUUUGAGUCCUUUAAUAUGUCUUUGUAUUAAUAUAAUUUAAGAAUACCACGCUUUACUAUUAAAAAAGAACUUAGUAUCUUUCAUAAGGUCUAGUAUCAAGAUAAUAAUGUAGAUGUUUUAACAACAUUUUUGGUCUUGUUCUUAAAUAAAAAAAAGAAAACCAACAAAACUUGCUUCUUUUAGCCUUUGUAAUAGAAAAUAAAAGUGUGCACUUUAAACCCUC